Thrips palmi is the source of this 2664-nucleotide messenger RNA. RefSeq names its product solute carrier family 35 member G1-like. The transcript is spliced from 5 exons. Gene Ontology annotation, cellular component: membrane. The coding region runs from base 108 to 1481 and encodes 457 amino acids. NCBI's taxonomy places the organism in Eukaryota, Metazoa, Arthropoda, Insecta, Thysanoptera, Thripidae. The record is from RefSeq and is a predicted model, not a curated record.
CCACGCCCACGCACCGCACGGAGCGCCACCGCGGACCGCCUGCAGCCGCGCGACGCGCCCUCACUGGAAGUUGCUGGCGUUCUUUCUCAAGGUGCUAAAGGCUCAAGAUGCAGAUGGACAGCGGCCCGCCGCCCUACUCGAGUGGCCACGGGCAGGGCCACCACGGCCAGGGCGGGCGCCGCUUCUCCGCGUCGCGGCUCGGCCUGGGGAUGGGGAUGGGCUACAGCUCCAGCAUGAGCGCCAGCGAGGAGACGCUGCUGCUGCCGGGCAAGCAGCGCUCGCUCAGCACGGCCAACAUGCCGCCGCACCACUACUACCAGAGCCUCCCCGAGGUGACGGUGCUGCUGGCCGAGACCGAGGCCGAGCCCCUCGACGAGCGCGCGGAGCACGCGGCCCACAGGCCGUGGAAGGACAUGGGCAGCUCCCUUGGCGGUCGAGGGGGCGGCGCCCGGGGCCGAGGCCGCACCGAGUCCUUGACGGCGCGUCUGGGCCUGGAGAAGACUAACUGGUGGGGCAUCUUCCUGGCGCUGGUGUCCGGCAUGUUCUUCACCAUGUCCUCGGCGGCCGUCAAGGCGCUGCGCUCCGUGGACCCCAUGGAGCUGCUGGUGAUCCGGUCGCUGGUGCAGGUGGUGGUGGUGCUGCCGGUGGCGCUGUACAGUGGCGUGGGCGUGCUGGGGCCCAAGGGCCACCGCGGCUUGCUGCAACUGCAGGGCGUCGUCGGCGCGCUCACGCUCGUGCUGCUCUUCUUUUCGUUCCGGCGGCUGCCGCUGGGCGACGCCACCACCAUUAUCUUCAGCUCGCCCGUCUUCGUGCUCAUCCUGUCCUUCCUGUUUCUCCGCGAACCGUGCGGCUUCUUCCGCACCCUCGUCGUCUGCAUGCUGCUCACCGGCGUCGUGCUCAUCUCCAAGCCGCCCUUCCUCUUCCAGGCCCCGACGCUCGGUCUGUUACACAACGCCGCGGCAGGACUCCGCACGGCGGUCGCGGCCACGACGGUGGCCACAGCGACCGCCGGGCACUCCUACGACGUGGUGGGCUACGCGUGCGCGCUGCUCGCCACGCUCUUCACCGCCGCCAAUAUCGUCAUCAUGCGCAAGUGCAAGGACGUGCACUUCUCGGUUGUGGUGCUGCAGCUGUCGCUGUGGUCGCUGCUGACGUCGGGCAGCCUGCUGGCCUACCUCGGCCCUCGCCAGGGCGACAUACGCCUGCCGCACGGCCUGUGGCAGUGGGCGCUCGUCGGCAUGGUGGCCGCCUUCGGCCUGUCCGGCCAGCUGCUCGUGGCGCACGCCCUCAGCCUGGAGGGCGCCGGCAAGGUGGCGGUGACGCGGUCGCUGGACAUCGUGCUGGCGUUCGCCAUCCAGGUGCUGGGCUUCGGCGAGGUGCCGGACUGGAUGAGCGUGACGGGCGCGCUGCUGGUGCUGGUGUGUGUCCUGGGCAUGGGCAUGGAGAGCCAGCUGCACCGAGCGGCGGCGCGCGUGCCUUAGAAUGCUCAUCACUUGGAGGACAAGAGGGCUCCGGUCAGGACUCGCCGACAAGGAUAAGGAGGAGAACAGUCUCUAGUCGCGUCCUCGGUAACGCCGUCGAGACGAGGAGACUGGACUGGGCACCGGGAUUAGCUAUCGGGAAGUCCUGAUCCUGAUUAGCGCUGAUCCUGUGACCGAGACAGGCCAGGAACCUGCCCUACUUCUUUUGCGAUGAUUGGCCGCCGCCCGCCUCGUUCUGCCAGUCUGCCACUGAUGGGUUGCCAUCCCUACAGCGCGGUUGCAUUCUUGCAGGAACAAGGCAGAGGUUUCAGGGAGAACGGCAAGUCAAAAUGAAGUUUGAAUGAAGUCAAACUGAUGCCAAAGGAUGUCACUAGGACGUCAAAUUGGCAUCCUUAGACCUCAUAUGGCCUCACUUUGGUUUGGGUCCUCUCUGGGGUGCGGCCAUGUGCAGGGAGUGGUGAAUAGUUUUUGAUAAGAUGGCACUCUCUGCCCAAAGGACGUAACAAAUACAACUUUUGACUUCUGCGCAUGAAAGAAAGGGGUAAAGAAGUAAAACUAGCUCCAUGAGUUUAUAAAUUUUACUUCAACAACUGUCUUGCUUACCAGCAUUAUCCAGAUAAAUAUAUAUGUAUGCAUAUAGAACAAAGGUAUAUUCAUACAUAUAUAAAUACAGCAUUUGUUAUAAAUUGGAAACACUAUUUUCUAAAGUAUAUUGGUAAGUGGAAGUAUUACAACAUGGGUCAGCAGAGGAACUGUACCCUAUGUGAUACACAAAAAACACAACUAAUAAAUUGGCACAUCAUCUGUAUAUUUCACAUAUUUAAAAAAAAGAGAAAAUAUAAUUACGUUUCACAGCCAUCCAUCGUUCCAUUACUUUGUUUCCAAAUGUACCAAUCAUUUGUUAUAACACAAUAUAAUGCAUAAAAUAAUUAAUUACCACAAUUGUUUCAUUAUAAAUAACAGUCUUCCAUAAAAACAACAAUAACAAAAAAACUCUUAAACACCACAGCACCUGCGCAAGUAUGAACGCAUAAGGUGGGUGGAAACCAUUUUCCUGAGGCAAUUACGAAUCUUAAGGAAACAAUCAGUAUGGUGGGCAAGCGAUUGUUGCUGUAGUUGAUCAACUCUCUUCAUUAAUUAAAUUUGAACUUAUCCACCCUUAAUGAACUUUAAUCAAUGUCAA